AUGAGACUCCCUACGUGGCUUCAAAUCGCUCUCAAAAACGCGAUUUUGAUAUUGCCGGCGAUUUUCGUUUUUGUCAUUUAUCCGAGAAAAUUCGUUCGCGAAGAAUCGAAUUUGGAAUACGAUGAGUUCAUAAAGAAAAUGGACGUCGAACGCGGGCACUAUGAGAAGAUACCGAAUUUGGCCGAGAAAAUUUUGAGCUCGUUGAGCGCCAAUGCCACGGAAAACGAUGAGGCGAUUCGAGACGCAAUUUAUGAGUAUUUCACGACGAGCUAUCCGAGUUACUAUGAGCUACUGACCAGCAAGGAUUAUGCGGUGAAAUGGGAAUACAAGAAUUGCGUUUGGCAUGCGUUCCAAACGGUCUUCAAUUUGGGCUAUUGGACGCCGCUGGUGACGAGAUCGAGCUACGGAGACACACUGACGGCCUAUUAUAGCGUUCUCGGAGUGGUUUUGGCAGUUUUUUUGAUAUCGUCUAUGGUGGCCGUGUACAAAUUCUUCAUCGACAUUCUCGGCCAGCUGUGCUUCUCGAAAGAUACGCGACGAUUCCAUAAAGGGAAAGAUGUUCGAAUCAAUUUCAAUCGACGCGAAUUUCUGAAAGCCGCAUUCAAAUUUGGCCUCACUAUAUUAAUUGUGGCGAUUAAUUGCCUAUUGGUGAUGAAUAUGGCGAGACGGCACGAUGAUUGGGAUUGGGAGACGGCAGCAAAAUAUGUAAUUAGCGUAUUAUUGGCCAAUUAUAAGCAUUUGGAAUUAACGCCGAGAAGGAUUCGACAUCUUGAUUUUAAAACGUUCGGAAUUUUGCAAUAUACCUCUUCGCACACCCUUCUUUUCGCUUCUAUGGGAUUAUUUGUGGUUUAUUUCAUUUUAUUCAUGAGGGCUCUGAAAAAAGUUAUUCUUGAUAUUAUUGAUAGCACGACGCGAACCAAAGAGAAAGUUGAAUAA
Messenger RNA from Caenorhabditis bovis, 936 nucleotides. The record is from the annotation of a GenBank genome assembly. Lineage: Eukaryota; Metazoa; Nematoda; Chromadorea; Rhabditida; Rhabditidae.